Messenger RNA from Acomys russatus (golden spiny mouse), 3453 nucleotides. It is a transcript of the gene Ptprr, whose product is annotated as protein tyrosine phosphatase receptor type R. The record is from RefSeq and is a predicted model, not a curated record. The transcript is spliced from 14 exons. NCBI's taxonomy places the organism in Eukaryota, Metazoa, Chordata, Mammalia, Rodentia, Muridae. Gene Ontology annotation, biological process: protein dephosphorylation. Bases 398 to 2368 code for a protein of 656 amino acids. Gene Ontology annotation, molecular function: protein tyrosine phosphatase activity.
GCUGGGCAUGCUCAGUGCCUCUGGCGUGUCGGGCUGCUGCUAGCUGCACUGGCAGCAGAGGCGCUGCCUGGCUCGGAGGCUGGCACUGGAGUCCACCCCACUGUCACUGCCGGAUGCAGGCUUCCAGGAGGCCAAGCUCUCGCCUCCUCCGAGACCCUUGCCUCCACCAACCUCAUCACUGGCAGCAUCCUACUCUCCACCUCUCCAUCCUUUAAGGGUGGUGAAGCCAGUGCUCGGUUCCCUCGGCGCGCCACAGACCGCCCUGCGAACCCCAGCCGAGGACCCUGUCAUCGGAUGCACAGGAUCAGAGGACUCUUGGCAGUGGUUCUCUCCAGUAGCACUUUGCCUGGAGUGGAGUCGCGGCGGAGUUUCUCCUCCGCCCCUCAAUGCGCACACUAUGAGGAGGGCAGUCGGCUUCCCUGCACUGUGCCUGCUGCUCAGUCUUCACGCUGCAGAGUGUUCUUCGGGAAAUAAUGAUCACUUUUUGGACAUUCGUCAAAAGAAGAGUUGGAAGCCAGUGUUCCUCUAUCACCGUUCACAGGGUAUCCAGAAGAGCCUGGACACAGCUCAAGAGGGAUAUAGAUAUAACUACCAUUCCCUUUCUGAGGUUCAAAUAAGCAAGCAUCACCAAAUCAUUAAUUCAGCAUUUCCUAGACCUGCAUAUGACCCAUCUCUUAAUCUGUUGGCUGUGUCUGGUCAAGAUCUUGAAAUAGAAAACCUCCCAAUCCCGGCAGCAAAUGUCAUUGUGGUGACACUGCAAAUGGAUACAAACAAGCUGAACAUAACAUUGCUUCGGAUCUUCCGCCAAGGAGUAGCCGCAGCCUUGGGACUCUUACCCCAGCAAGUGCACAUCAACCGUCUCGUUGAAAAGAAGAGACAUGUUGAGUUGUUUGUGUCUCCUGUAAACUGGAAGCCAGGAGAGCCGCAGGCCCUGCUGGCUGAGGAAGUGCUGCGUUCGCUUAACGUCGACGUUUUGCAUCAGAGUUUACCGCAGUUUGGAAUUACAGACAUCUCCCCUGAGAAAAAUGUUUUACAAGGGCAGCACGAAGCAGACAAAAUCUGGAGCAAAGAAGGAUUUUACGCUGUCGUCAUUUUCCUCAGCAUCUUUGUUAUUAUAGUAACCUGUUUGAUGAUUAUUUAUAGGUUAAAAGAAAGGUUUCAGCUUUCCUUGAGACAGGAUAAAGAGAAAAACCAGGCGAUCCACCUGUCACCAAUUGCGUUGCAGCCAAUACCAUCAGAGGCCAAGGCAGCCCACAGCAUGGUCCAGCCUGAGCAAACGCCAGGUGUACUGAAUGUCAUUGUGGACCCUCAAGGCCGAUGCACUCCUGAGAUUAAAAACCCCAUCUCUACCUCCGUCUGCCCUUCUCCCUUCAAGAUGAAGCCUAUCGGACUUCAGGAGCGACGAGGGUCAAAUGUAUCGCUUACACUGGACAUGAGUAGCCUGGGAACUGUGGAGCCCUUUGUGGCCGUCCCAACCCCCCGGGAGAAAGUCGCCAUGGAGUACCUGCAGUCAGCCAGCCGCGUUCUCACGAGGCCACAGCUGAGGGACGUGGUGGCAAGUUCCCACUUACUUCAAAGUGAAUUCAUGGAAAUUCCAAUGAACUUUGUGGAUCCCAAAGAAAUUGAUAUUCCACGCCAUGGAACUAAAAAUCGUUAUAAGACCAUUUUGCCAAAUCCCCUCAGCAGAGUGUGUUUAAGACCAAAAAAUACAACCGAUCUGUUGAGCACUUACAUUAAUGCUAAUUACAUCCGGGGCUACAGUGGUAAGGAGAAAGCUUUCAUCGCCACACAGGGCCCCAUGAUCAACACUGUGAAUGACUUCUGGCAGAUGGUCUGGCAAGAAGACAGCCCUGUCAUUGUUAUGAUCACAAAACUCAAAGAGAAAAAUGAGAAAUGUGUGCUCUACUGGCCAGAAAAGAGGGGGAUUUACGGCAAAGUUGAGGUUCUGGUCGUUGGUGUAAAUGAGUGGGAAAACUACACCGUUCGAAACCUCGUCUUAAAGCAAGGAAGUCACACCCAGCAUGUGAAGCAUUACUGGUACACUUCAUGGCCUGAUCACAAGACUCCAGACAGUGCCCAGCCCCUUCUGCAGCUCAUGCUGGAUGUGGAAGAAGACAGACUCGCCUCUGAGGGCCGAGGGCCUGUGGUUGUCCACUGCAGUGCUGGGAUUGGGAGGACUGGGUGUUUCAUCGCUACAUCUAUUGGCUGUCAACAGUUGAAAGAAGAAGGAGUUGUGGACACACUAAGUAUUGUCUGCCAGCUUCGUGUGGACAGGGGCGGCAUGGUCCAAACCAGUGAGCAGUAUGAAUUUGUGCACCAUGCUCUGUGCCUGUUUGAGAGCAGACUUUCACCAGAGACUGUCCAGUGACUCUGAAGAUUUACCAGAGCGUCAGUCUCUCACCUACCGGAGGCUCCUAGAAGGAGCUCUCUGCAAUGGAUGAGGAGUCCAGAGCCAGCCUGAGGCAUGGGUUGUGGAAGACCUGGCAACAUAAAAGAUUGCCAGCCCUUUGUGUAUAGGAAUGCAUUUGUAGGAGCCCUCCCAAAUUAUUUUGAGGGUCCGAUGCUAAUGGAGGUAUGAUAAUUUCUCACACAGCCUGAGGAGGCUUUUGUUUUGUCUGGGUUGACUAUCUGCUGCACAGAAUCUAUGUAUGUAAUAUACAGUGACUGUCAUUGUGACGACGGGACACGCUGCUGAAGAUGUCGUUACCAUGCGUUUAGAUGCUUUAAUGUCCAUAAGGCCUGUCUUGUGACUGGACUGUCAGUUGAUCAACUGCUCCUGUUUUAAGUGCUAUUUCCUAACUCAGUUACCAGAAUCUUGCUGCUAAAGUUGCAAGUUGAUUGAUAACAGAUUUUUAACAAGUAUGUUUUUGUUUUUGGGGAAAAAAAGUCAAAUACACUAACUAUUUUAUAUGGAAAUAUGUCUUGAUUAUAUCUACUAAAUGUGUAUUUAUAGUACCUCCUAUGGAUCAAUUACAGAGCACAAUGAUUGUCAUUGGAUGUAUAUAUGAAUAUAUAUACACAUAUAUAUUCUGUUAUUAGGCAUAGAGGUGGCUCCUGUUUCAUAACUGUAACCACUAGAUUUCUACGUUGUGACUUGCUUUACUUUAAAAGGGGAUAGACAAAUUUGCAAUCGUUAUGAAGCACCGAUCAUUUUGAAUGCUCAUCUCUCUUUUACUGACAAGGGAUUGUUGAAUUUGCUGUCUACCCGCAAUCUCUCUCCCAGUAAGAGGCAGGUACCUUUGGGGAUGUUCCAGCCUGUCUGGUUCCCAAAGCUCUUCUGAGGACACUGCUGUGCGUGUCCCUACAUUUCUAAAAGGUUUCAUUCCUCAAGAGAUAAACGAAGGGAAAAUAACUAUGCUCAGAAAACAGGAGACCUUUUCCUCACCUGUGAAUUUUCAAUGCAACAAAGUGGACUUUCUUUCAUACCACCAAUAAAUGACUCUUAACAGUAAA